CCCAGGCCAGCAGGAGACGCCGCCAUGAGGCUCUACAGCCUAAGUGUCCUUUACAAAGGAGACCCCAAAGUGCAUUUACUGAAAGCUGCCUACGACUUCUCCACUUUCAACUUCUUCCAGAGGUCCAGCGUGCAGGAAUUCAUGACCUUCACCAGCCAGCUGAUCGUGGAGCGCUCGGCGCUGGGCAGCAGAGCCUCCGUCAAGGAGCAAGAGUACCUCUGCCACGUGUACGUCCGGAACGACGGGCUGGCCGGAGUGGUGGUUGCAGAUACCGAAUAUCCGCAGCGGGUUUGCUUCACCUUGCUGGACAAGGUGCUGGAUGAAUUCUCCAGGCAGGUCAGCAAAAUAGACUGGCCUUCGGGCUCCCCCGCGACCAUCAGCUACGCAGCCUUGGACGGGUACCUCAGUAAAUACCAGGUAUGGCCCCCCUGGAACCCCCGUGGGGGCUGCGUGGAGGCUGGGAAACGCUGCCCGCAGCCCCCAGACCUGGACGCCAGUUUCUUCCGGCAGCACAACACCAUGGAGUCGCUGUUGGAGCGAGGGGAGAAGCUGGAUGACUUGGUCUCCAAAUCGGAGGUGCUGGGGGCCCAGUCCAAAGCCUUCUACAAAACUGCACGAAAGCAGAACUCGUGCUGCGCCAUCAUGUGACGCGGAGCCCGGGCGUUCCUGCUCCGCACCACCAGGCCGUCGCUCCCCGUCGCACCUCCACCGGGACACAAAGCGGAAGCCCAGGGCGGGGUUCCCAGACCUGGGCUGUGCUGCAGCGGCUGGGGCCGGGCGUCCUCGGCACCGCAGGCUUACGUGACUUUUUCUCAUCCCAAGGGGAUGCCGAGGCCGGUAUCGGGCUGGCACCCUGUGGGGUGGGGGGAACGCUGAGAACCUCCUGCCCUCGCUUUUCCCGAGGGUGGCUGGGGCC
Molecule: messenger RNA, 916 nt
Organism: Egretta garzetta (little egret)
Lineage: Eukaryota; Metazoa; Chordata; Aves; Pelecaniformes; Ardeidae
Gene: YKT6
Product: YKT6 v-SNARE homolog
Exons: 6
Coding region: 25-648 (207 amino acids)
Biological process (GO): endoplasmic reticulum to Golgi vesicle-mediated transport
Cellular component (GO): Golgi apparatus
Molecular function (GO): SNAP receptor activity
Source: RefSeq, a predicted model, not a curated record